AUGCCCGACCCGGGGACGGCAGCGGCAGCAGGCGCUGCAGCCGCGGCGGCCGCCAGUGGCGCGGCCACCGCCGGCGACGGCACCGAGAGCUCCCGGCACCGACACCGAGCGCAGCAGGGGGACGCGGAGAGGCCGGAGCCGGGCGCUGCCCCGUCACAAGGCUCCUCCGGGGUCCUGGAUAAGUUGUUUGGAAAGCGGCUGCUGCAGGCUGGGAGACACAUCAUGUCUCAUAAGUCUUGGAUGAAGACGGUGCCCACGGAGAACUGUGACGUCCUCAUGACAUUUGCAGACACUACAGAUGACCACACGUUGCUAUGGCUACUGAACCACAUCCGGCUGGGAAUCCCAGAGCUCAUCAUCCAAAUACGACAUCACAAGCACACACGAGUCUACGCAUUCUUUGUCACUGCUACAUAUGAAAAUUUGUUGCGAGGUGCUGAGGAGAUGGGACUGAGGAAAGCGGUGAAGCCCGAGUUUGGUGGAGGAACACGAAAUUUCUCCUGUGAGGAGGACUACAUCUACGAGAACAUCGAGAGCGAGCUGUGUUUCUUUACUUCACAGGAGAGGCAGAGCAUCAUUAAAUACUGGCUGGACAAUCUACGUGCCAAACAUGGGGAGGUGCUCCAUAAUAUCAACUUUCUGGAGGGCCAGCCAAUCAUCCCAGAGCUGAGUGCGCGAGGUGUGAUCCAGCAGGUAUUUCCUCUCCAUGAGCAGAGGAUCCUCAGUCAGCUGAUGAAGUCUUGGGUUCAGGCAGUUUGUGAAAAACAGCCCCUAGAUGACAUCUGUGACUACUUUGGCGUGAAGAUUGCCAUGUAUUUUGCCUGGCUGGGAUUUUACACCACUUCUAUGUUAUAUCCUGCUGUGAUCGGCUUCGUGCUGUGGAUGCUCACUGAGUCAGAUCAGACGAGCCGUGACAUCUGCUGUGUGGUGUUUGCACUGUUCAACGUGGUGUGGGCCACUCUGUUUCUGGAGCGGUGGAAGAGGAGGGGGGCUGAGCUGGCAUUCAAGUGGGGAACACUGGAUACGCCGUCUGAAUCCCUGGAGGAACCGCGGCCUCAGUUCCGAGGAGUAAAGCGCUGCAGUCCCAUAACAGGAUGUGAGGAGUUUUACUACCCUCCGUGGCGGAGGCGUGUAUUCAGGUGGCUGGUCAGCUUGCCCAUCUGUCUCCUCUGUCUCUGCUUUGUCUUCCUGGUCAUGCUCAUCUGCUUUGAGCUGCAGGAGUUUGUGAUGGGGAUCAAGGAAAUGCCUCGGUUAGCUCGCUUCAUCCCCAAAAUCAUGCUGGCUAUCACUGUGACUGCAUGUGACGAGGUGUACAGGAAAAUCGCCUGCUGGCUCAAUGACAUGGAAAACUAUAGACUCCAGAGUGCCUAUGAGAAAAAUCUCAUCAUCAAAAUGGUUCUUUUUCAGUUUGUAAAUUCUUAUCUCAGCCUUUUUUACAUUGGAUUCUACCUCAAAGACAUGGAGCGUCUGAAAGAGAUGCUGCUGGUGUUGUCUCUGUUAAGGAGUCUGCAGCGGCAGGUCCGGGUCAAUGUGCUGCCCUCCCUCUUCCUCAAGAUCCAGAUGCUUGUGGUCUCUGUUCCCUGGUUCUUCAGGGCUUUACUCAGGUCCAAAAUGCUGGCCACUCUGCUCAUCAUACGCCAGUUCCUUCAAAAUGUGAAGGAGGUUCUGCAGCCUUACCUGUAUGAGCGCCACAAGCUGGGCGAGCUCACGUUGCGAGCUGUGUGGGACCUGCUGCAGUCUGUGCUGCUGAAAUAUGCCCGGCUGGCAGCUGGAAAAGCUCAGGCCUCUCCCACGGACCAGGCCAUGCCAGGACCUGGACUGAGGGGCACCAGGCCUGGGCUGGGGCAACCAGACAGAAGGGAAAAGAAGUGUUUGAACGGAGGAUGCGGGGUGCCUGAUGAGGAGGAGGGAGGUGAGAGGGACGAGGCUGACAGCGGGAGGUUCAGUGAAGGAGAGACGGAGGAGGAAAGUCUGAUCGACUGCGGUUUGAAGCUGAGGAAAGUCAGCUUCAUAGAAAAGGUGGACAGAAGGCCAGUCUGCAGUGGGCCCCCCAUGGACACCAGUUUCCUGGAAGAGGGAAGUCCCACUAUGGUGGAAAAAGGAAUGGACCCUGCCUCUGUGUUUGAGAUGUGUGAUGAUGACGACGAUAAUGGCAUCCAUGAUGUGAAGGAGUCAGUUGGGGGAGCGACAGGUGUGGCAGAGGGAAUUAAUGCUACGACUGGUGCUGCGGCUGGUGCUGCUGCCAGCGCCGCCCCGCUGCCCUCUGGGUCUGAGAGCAGCACGUCACUGCGACACAGAAGAAGAGGCAGGAGCACCGAGAGACCCGAGCCGAGAACAAAAAGGGAAUCAUGGAUUGACCCCCCUGAGGAUAGAGAGAGCAACACACUCACUCAGGCUGAGAUGGAGAGCUGCAUGCAAACUUAUGCUGACACCUUUCAGGACUACCAAGAGAUGUUUGUCCAGUUUGGCUACGUGGUGCUCUUCUCCUCGGCCUUCCCUCUGGCUGCCAUGUGCGCUCUCAUCAACAACAUCAUUGAGAUCCGCAGCGAUGCCUUUAAGCUCUGCACCGGUCUGCAGAGGCCCUUUGGAAUCAGAGUGGAGAGCAUCGGCCAAUGGCAGACUGCGAUGGAAGCCAUGGGCCUGAUUGCCAUCAUAGUGAAUUGCUACCUGAUUGGUCAGUGCGGUCAGCUACAGCGUCUGUUCCCAUGGCUCAGCCCCGAGAUGGCCAUCAUCUCCAUCGUCAUCCUCGAGCAUUUUGCCAUCCUCCUGAAGUACGUCAUCCAUGUGGCCAUCCCUGACAUUCCUACAUGGGUCCGAGAGGAGAUGGCUAAACUGGAUUAUCAGCGCAGGGAGGCCUUUAAGAAGCAUGAGCGGCAGGCGCAGCAGCAUUACCAGCAGCUGCAGAGGAGGAAGAGGGAGGAGGAGGAGAGGCAGAGGCAGGUGGAGCACAUGGCCCGCAGGGAAAGGGAGCGGGAUGACAGCAAGGGCGACUCUUCUGGGGAUCACCACCACGACAAAAGUCACAGCAGCAAAUCACGUCCCGGGAGUGGAGGAGGAGGAGGGGGCAGCGGGUCGGACAAACCCAAGAGGCCCAGCUCUCUGCUGGCCAACAACAACGUGAUGAAGCUCAAACAGAUCAUCCCGCUGCAGAGCAAGUUUUCCUCGAGCGGUGCCCGCUCUCCUCAGUCGCCCACUGGAAGUGAGCCCAAGUUGCCCGGGUUUCUGAGCUUCAAAUUCCUCAAGUCACCUGAGAAUAAGAAGGAAGGUGCUGCGGCCUCUGCGGCUGCCUCCACAGCCACUAAUGCCACAGCGACAGCAUCAUCAUCAUCUUCAUCAUCAGGUAGCAGCUCUCAGGAGCGUUCUCAGUCACCCAGCAAAGCCUUCAACCCUGGGAAACUCUUUAACUUUGGGAAAUCUGAGGGGGGGACAUGUGUGAACGGGGCUCCGCUGCCCAGACCCGGGGAAGGAUCCUCAUCACAGACGUCAGAUAGACAACCAUCCAGGUCUGACCUGAACGGCGUUCCAGACGAGAUCCCCUCGCCUGGAGGGGAAGGCUCAGAGAACGGACAUGCAACAGACUUGGACCCGGCCGGCUCUAAAGUCUAGUAGCUCCAUAGAGAAACUUGCUGUUGGUUACAUCUCAACCGAAGAAGCGAUGUGCUUACUGUGGGGAGAGGCCUGACCUACCUUCUGUGCUAUCACAGGCUGUGUGUAGAAGUACUUGAAGCAGAGAGAGGAGAAACUGAUGAGAGGUGACUGUUGUUUUGGUUUGCUUUUUUGCUGAGAGACAAAAAACAGGCUUUAUAAGAAAGACGUAAGCCCUCUUAUCAUGAAUAAAAACACACACCCUUACACACACACACACACACACACACACACACACACACACACAUACAAAUCCUUCCUUGUCUGCAAUACAUAAAGAAAUGCAUGAGCUGCGUUUCUAAUAUUUUUAAGCCUUUAAAGCAGAGAGCUGUGUUUCUUGAUUUCUUCUAGUCAUAAAUUGUAAGCAUCUUGUUGGCCUCCGACUAGGACAGAACAGCCUGUCAUGGAGGAAAAAGACUUUCAAAAAAAAAAUGUAUACAGUGGUAUGAAAGGAUCACAGGUUGUACAUCAAAUAACUUCCGAGAGUGUUUUUAGCCGUCACAACACAAGUGAUCAUUAGAUAUUGUCUCAUUUUUAACUGUGAGGAAUUCUUGGGCCCUUCACUUUUAUACUGAAGUGGGAAAAAUGGAAAAGCAAUAUCAAUCAGUGUUUUAAUUAUCAAUCAUCACACAAAACCCCCCUCGAUUAAUCAGCAUCCCUGAUGUAUCACCAGCUUUAUUUUCAAAGCAGAGGUGACGUCUGAGCUUUGAACACUUCUUCUUCUUCUGUGACAGUAGCAGAUUUGGUUGGAAAAAAAGGAAGUAAAAGAGCUUAGUGAGUCGAGCUGUCACGUACCAGUAUUUUCCCCGAGGGAGCAAGUGGAAGAGAGACAAGAAAAAGCAAAAAAAAACAAGUAGAUAAAGGUGAUUUGGAGAAAAUGGAGCAUGGGAGGCUAUCAUGUGCUGUUCUCCAUCCAAGCCCGUAGAGCGCCAUGUAAACACAGAUGGUGCUUCAUUCCACACACUCUAACCAGACUUGGCAAACAAGUAUAGAGUUAAAGAAGUAACAUUUGCACUAAAACCCUGACGCCCUCCAUAGAAACAUAUCUCCCUCUGCAGGAGAGAGGAGCGACACCAGCCUGCCUCAUGACAUUAUGCAAAAGCUGGGUUGUCUUACACAGUACAUGCCGUCUACUCACCUGCCCCUGCACUCAGUAAACAUGAGAUUUCCUAAAUAUUCAGAUUUUCUUUUAACAAUAGUUGCUCUUAUUUGUGUUGAGCUCCAUAUCUUUUUAUAUGCACCAUUUACUGCAUUGCGUUACUGCAGUGCUCAUGAUGGGGAUUUCCUUUUUUUAACCAAAUUGGUAUUUUUUGGAUAAAACUGUUAACUCAAAAUUUAAGUACUGUUUGUUCUGUUUGUUAUCUACAUCAGCGCUGUUUAGGGUAUACAUUAUGCUACUCUUGUAAACAAGCCCAUCAUAUACCAUUAUACUUCUUUGGGGUCUACAGAAGGUGGCGCCAGAGAUACUUUGCACAGAAAAAUGUGUUUUUGAACAGCUUGGUCUGACGGAUCCUUACAGAGGAACUAUGCCCAUUUUCAAAAUUCACCCAUAAUGUUCUCAUGAUCUAAGACAGUCCAAAAACAUUAGUAAACGUGAAACAAGAGUACUAAACUCAACCUUGUGAUGUCACUGGGUAGAAAGUCUGGAGCUACUCUGUAGACGGUGAAUUGUAAAACAUGUUCUCGGUUAGUGGUUUCUCAGUGGUCCAGUCAUGGGGUACAGAUUUCUCCUUUGUCAUAAGUAUAAGGGCCAUGAAUUACCACAUAUUCAAUUUUAUUUCACAAAAUGCAAACAACACGUUGGCUUAGAACACAAAGAAA
Plectropomus leopardus (leopard coralgrouper) is the source of this 5466-nucleotide messenger RNA. RefSeq names its product anoctamin 8b (gene ano8b). Gene Ontology annotation, molecular function: chloride channel activity. NCBI's taxonomy places the organism in Eukaryota, Metazoa, Chordata, Actinopteri, Perciformes, Serranidae. Gene Ontology annotation, cellular component: plasma membrane. Gene Ontology annotation, biological process: chloride transmembrane transport. The record is from RefSeq and is a predicted model, not a curated record.